Lachancea fermentati is the source of this 1995-nucleotide messenger RNA. The record is from the annotation of a GenBank genome assembly. NCBI's taxonomy places the organism in Eukaryota, Fungi, Ascomycota, Saccharomycetes, Saccharomycetales, Saccharomycetaceae.
AUGAGGCAGACUUUACGAUGCAGACUUAGUGCAUGCCGAUAUGUUUUCAAGGCUCAUAGUGAGCCGCCUAUUCUAUGGUUCUAUGCAAGCGAUCUCCCUAAUAAGAAACCUUUUGAACCCAACUACAAUCGUGGUAACCGUGAACCCAAGAAGUUUAUUCCAUUCUCUAAGAAUGAUUCGAAGAGAUUAGAAAGAUUCUAUCAGCUAAUGAAGUCUAAAGAUGGCGAAUCCCCAUCUUUCAAGUCUAUUCCCGUCAAUGAAGACUAUCUGUUCGAAGUUGAUUUGAAUCGCAAAGAGGUGAAACCAACCUAUUGGGAAGGACCUGUGUAUGAGGUACGGCGUGGGCUUUGGUUCAAUUCAGACCAUAUGCCUCUCAGGGAUGAAUUAGCAAACGAAUUAGAGCACUAUUUCCAAACUAUGCAAGCAAAAAAGAGCAAUCACAAGGGAAUCGAAGAAUCUCCAAACCAGCAUGCAGGUCAUCGCGACGUUUUCAAGCUUUCACCAGAACAUAAAGAGGGUAAGCUGGUACUCUUCACAGAUGAAAAAACUGCCUUUCUUUUACCAGAACUCUAUGGCGGUAGGCUACAAUUGAAUUGGCUAAGAAGCAAUCUGGCACAGGCUGUUCAAUUCGGAGCUGCGAAGGUUACAAGGGGACAUAGUACUGAAGGGAGUAUUACAGAUAUUGCAAGGAAAAAUAUUGAGAAGGAAGUCCAGGAUACAACGAAAAGUCUGGGCAAAAUAACUGAUUUAAUUAGUUGGGAAUUGUUUGGUUUUAUGAGCGGAAUUAAUCCUCUUGCAUCCUCACAAGCUGAUGAUAACAGUGAAGUAAUGAAGAGGGAAAUGGAAACAGAUUACAAAGGUGAAGAUGACACAGAAAAGGAAGUCAAAUCAAAUCAUAGACCAAUCGACCAUCUUGUUUUUUGUGUUCACGGGAUAGGCCAAAAUUUGGGCAAGAAGUAUCAAUACGUCAAUUUUGCACACACUGUAAAUCUAUUGCGUGCUAAUAUGAAAAAGCUAUACUCAGAAAGUGACAAACUAAAAAAUUUCAAUAAGGACAACAAUUUCGACGAUUGGGAACAUAAUUGCAGGACGCAAGUGAUACCGAUCACAUGGAGACAUAAAAUUGGGUUUAACACAGACGAUGCCGAUAUAAACACAGAGGAUCCAUCAUUGCCCACGCUCAAUGACCUCACUUUGGAUGGAGUGAAGCCUUUACGCAAAGUGCUUGGCGAUGUGGUUUUGGAUUUACUACUCUAUGGUGAAUACCAUUACAAAUACAAAAUACGGAUGGAGGUGGUGAAGCAAUUGAACGAUCUAUACAACUUGUACUGUUCACGAAAUCCCGACUUUGAUGGACAGGUACACAUUAUUGGGCAUUCACUUGGUAGCCUUAUAGUCUUUGAUAUUCUUUCAAAUCCGAAUCGUUACCCGCUGGACUUCGAGGUCCAAAGCUAUUUUUCCAUUGGCUCUCCAGUAGGCGUCUUCAAGCUGAUACAAAAGACAAAAAUUGCCCCGUAUAACGGUAAAGAUAAGUCUGAAGCUGUGGACAAGCCACGGUGCCAAAACUUCUAUAAUAUUUUCCAUGUCUGUGAUCCUGUCGCUUACAGAGUAGAACCAUUGGUGGAUCGGAAUAUGUCGUCGUUUCAGCCUGCAUAUGUUCCCCACUGGACAAACAGCGACCUUGCUGCCAAAGUUUUUGAACUAGGAGGAGCUUUGAUGAGUAGUGAAAGCAAAGGUGAAAGUGCCAACGUGGGAUCUUUGACUGCGCGCCAGGUAUCACUUUUGACACAAUUAAACUACGCGGGGAGAAUUGACUACUCUUUUACGCCGAAUUUCCUUGAGGUUGACUUAAUAUCAGCAAUACGAGCCCACGUAAGCUACUUUGAGGAAAUGGACAUGGCCGGCUUUGUUUUAAAGGAAUUACUAUCGAAGCACCAUCGUGCUAACGGUAAAUUACUGGCGAGAAAAGGUGGUUCCGUCAAAAACGAUAGAUAG